AUGGCACAUCACCAGAAACACCAAACAGAUGCCCGCAGAAGAAGCUCGGCCAUGCAGAGCUUACUGAAGAUCUUCAAUCUGUCCAACGCUCCCACGGUUCCUCUCGACGACGAUGAAUCCAAUGGGGACGCAGAUGAACCACCUGACGAUCAAACGUCACCUCCGGGCACUCAAGCUACUCGAUACACCUUGUAUAGCAGAUCUAUGGCUCCUCCCAACGCCCGCCGUGAGUCUCUCUUGACUCGUGCCAUUAUGGCUGAGUCCAAGCACGAGGAGAUCUCUCCCAGAUCCACAGCCGCUCCCCGUGGUCUCUCGGCGACGUCUUCACACAGCACAGCUAGCAUGACCUCCACUGCAGAAUUGACAAGCGACGAGGAUGCGAAAAGUUCUCCUCGAUCUGCCACGCCCAGUCCACCACCUCCUCCAGGUCGCUUCCAUAACCUUCUCAACCCGAAGAAAUCUAGUCCUCCUCCGUCAAAGGUGCUCAUUGCACCCAUAACUAAAGACGACAAACCCGCGGUUGCAGACGUCGGUGAGGCCGCAGUUGAAAAGACUCUUGGCCGGAAACGCUGCAUUAUGUUUGCUUGUGGAGGAACUGAGCCCGAGAAGAGCAGAAAUAGCAUAUCGUUAUCAAAGGAGACGAGUCCUGCUGAACUAGAGGGACCCCAACGGAAAUCUGCCCUCACUUUCGCCUGUCCUGCUCGAUCCAACGCCGGCGGAAUGAAAAAAUCUCCCUCCCAGCCGUGCGUCGAAGCCAAGGCCCAGCGUCGCCCAUCCCCGGCACCCAUGGUGAGACGGAAAUCGAAUGCGGAAGCGGUCGAUCUCUCUGGUCGAUCAGCGGACACAGCCAAGUUAACGACUUCCGAUGGAUCUAGACCAAACUCGCCCUCUCCCAAGGCUACAUUCCAUGAAUUUGGCAGCUCUCAUGACGAGACUGAUUCAUGGAUUGACCGACCAAGCAUUCAUCAGGAAAAACUCACUUUCGAUGAUUGCAUGAGAAAGGAGAACCGUAUCCGUCAAAUUGGUCGAGAAGUGGAGGAAGAGGCCGAGGAGGAAGAACGCGAGCAAGAAGAACUUGAAGAUGAGUUCGACGACAAUGAGAACGAAGACGACUUUGCUCCAUCCGAUGACGCUUCGGACGGUGGCAAUGAAUCCGAUGACGAAGGAGGUUUCGCCAGCUCGGACGAUGAAAGUGAUGCUGGUUCCGAGUAUCAAUUCUGGGCUCCCUCGGCUACCAGCGCUGCUGCUAGCGUGGAGCAUCUCAACAUUGGUCACUUCAGCUCACGCCGACAAUCAGACGCCAGCUCGAUUGAGUCCUUGACUCAUGUGGGAAGCCCUCCUCUUCAUUCUAUGAGAUGGCAUGUCGGCAAAAGCCGCCACCAUGCCUCGUCGAAGAUACCGAAAAUGAGACCUGGAACUCCGGAGUUGCCAGACAGCACUGAUUUCGUCUGUGGAACCCUAGAUGAGGACCGUCCAUUGGAGGCGGCAUAUAUAUCGUGUCGCGAACAAAAGAAAAGAGCCAAACACAUCCCGAUCCCUCAGGAUAUUGACCCGAGCUUCCCCACAACGGAUCCCGAUGACAACGAAGAGAAUAGUGAUGAGGAAGACAUCGACGAGUCACAGCAUAGCUCUGGCGGACCUCGAUGGCUCAAGGACCAAUUCGCCGGCUUCGAGGACGAGACUCGUGGACAUCUAAAGUCACCAAUUCUCUCACCUCCAGCUCGUCCUCCUACAUCACCCCACCACAUGACCAUUGCAGCGAGACAGGAUCAUCGUCGUGGAAACCAUCGCUCGCCACCAUCUAAGCAUAUGAUUACACGUUCACCAGCGCCUGCUCGCAAACUCUUUGGUCAUUCACCCACGAGGGUAAGGUCACCCCCGCCACCAGCGAAACUUCGGUCACCCCGCGGUUCACCUACGAAUGUGACUGUCCCUUACGGCAUUGGAACAAAAGGCCUUGCGCAACGCCCAAACAUGGAACGAACAGCAUCUCUCCCGGAUACCCCGAAUCCAUUCUUCCGAAACUUCAAGAUUGGAAGUCCUUCCAUUCCCAACAUUGCUUCUGGAGCGGUUACUCCCGCCGCCGAGGAACCCCCUCGGCCCGACAUGCAUGUUCGCGGACCUGUCGACAUUGUCAUCGGUCUCGAGAAGAAACGCCAGAAACGGAAAGAAAAAUACUGGCGUCAACACUGUCGAAAGGCAGCCAAAGAACAAGCGGAACGAAAACCUAUACCUGGGCGUGGUGCCGAGAGAAUGAGAGAGCUCGGUCUUGAAUGCGCUGAACGGACAAAAGGAUACGGUCUUGGCCAACAAACACAACUGGUGCUCUCGCUUUGA
Rhinocladiella mackenziei CBS 650.93 is the source of this 2337-nucleotide messenger RNA. RefSeq lists its product as uncharacterized. The transcript has a single exon. The record is from RefSeq and is a predicted model, not a curated record. Lineage: Eukaryota; Fungi; Ascomycota; Eurotiomycetes; Chaetothyriales; Herpotrichiellaceae. Bases 1 to 2337 code for a protein of 778 amino acids.